Molecule: messenger RNA, 894 nt
Organism: Colletotrichum scovillei
Lineage: Eukaryota; Fungi; Ascomycota; Sordariomycetes; Glomerellales; Glomerellaceae
Product: G-patch domain-containing protein
Exons: 4
Coding region: 1-894 (297 amino acids)
Biological process (GO): mRNA cis splicing, via spliceosome
Cellular component (GO): precatalytic spliceosome
Molecular function (GO): RNA binding
Source: RefSeq, a predicted model, not a curated record
AUGACAGCGACGAAGAGACGGAGCUUCGCCCCUCCAGCCGAGUACUCUUUCGUUCCCCCGCCCCCAACAUCACCACCCCCAGCCGAACCACGAGCUACGGAAGCAGCAACCGGAGACGACGCAUACGCCCGCCGUCAAGCUCUCUCCGCGUCCGCACCACCUCCUCCCCCGGCAGUGACCGACGAAGCAACGAUAUCCCGCGCCCCCGUCCGCUACACUCCAUCCUCCACCAAGCAACCGCCCGCAGACGAACAAGACCCCUCAGACCCAGACUCCCCACCACCAACCCUCGGCCUCGGCGCCAGCAGCGCUGCACCACCGCCACCGCCGCCCGCAUCAGAAGAAGCCCAAGCCCCGCGAUCCUCCCGCCCAGGCCAAGCCGGCUUCGCCCAACGCCUCAUGAGCAAGUACGGCUGGACAAAGGGCUCCGGCCUCGGCGCAGACGAGUCCGGCAUCGUCAACCCGCUGCGCGUACAGGUCGAGAAGCGCAAGAAGAAGUCGGACGCCGAGGGCGGCGGGUGGGCUGAGCCGGGCAACCGCGCAAAGGUUAUUGGCGGGAAGCGCAAGGACGAGACCGAGGGCGGCGGCGGCAAGUUUGGCGGGCCCAUGAGCGAAGUCAUUGUUCUGCAGCGCAUGCUGGAUAACAUGGAAGACCUGCAGAGCGAGAUUGCCAAUGGGCUGGGGCAGGAGAUUGGCGAGGAAUGUGGUGAAAAGUACGGUCGGGUCGAGCGAUUAUACAUCGACGUUGAGCAAAGACAGGUUUUUAUCAGGUUUACCGACCAAGUCUCUGCCCUUCGUGCGGUCAAUGAGCUGGAUGGACGUGUUUUCAACGGCAACGUUAUAGUGCCAAAGUUCUUCGAUACUGAAAAGUUCGAUAAGGGUAUCUACCAAUGA